UUCCUUUCGCUUUUCGUUACCACCCAGAGUCUUCGUCAUCUUCGUCCCCCCCCUCCAAAAAUCCUCAAACGUCAACAAUCCCGAAGAUAAUUUCAAAUCAUACGGAUCCACAGCCUUCCUUGUCACAGUCAACUCAAGCUCAGCAGCGUUUACGUGGCGGGACAAGCCCAUUUAAUCAGAUGCCGAUUCUGGGGGAUAAAUUUGUGCCUGAUUUCACAACAGUUACUACAAAUACUGUUCAUACCGGAGAUGUAACAUCUCAAUUCCCUAAGCCAGGAGUAGUGUUUCCGAAAUUUGCGGGAUCGUUUAGUUUUGACGCGAUCAAUUCGUCUUCAAGGAAAAACUCUGAGUCACAAUCAUUAUCAUCGUCUACUAAUAAUAGCAACACCACAAAGCAGCAACAAUUUGCGGUAGUUGCUGUGAAUUCAUCAUCAUCGACAUCGAGUAGCUCAGGAACCGGGUCUAGAUCAAAAACAGUGAUCACCAAUAAUGGGGGUGGUGGUGUUAAUAAUAUUAGUAAUAAUAGUAGCUCCUCCUCAAAGCAAUCAAUGAUGACGACGAUCAAUACUAUUUCAAGCGCAACUACCGGAAAAAGUGUUGUUACACAUGACAAUAACAAUACGGCUACGACUUCAGGUAAUCCAUCCUCUUCGUCUUUCAAUCCACAACCAACACCAGUGAAAAAGUUGCACAUAAAAUUUGGUGACUAUAAUAUAUCUGCUUCGGCGGCGCAUUCACAAAAACAGCAGCAAGAAGAUCAAGAGGUAGCUAAAAGACUUGUGGCUCUACGGGAAAUGUCAUCAGAUGUCGAAUCAGAGUCUACUUCUAAUUCUUCAACGCCUAAAGCGUUUCCACAUCAUAACAACAUCGUCACCAAUAAUAAAGGAAAAAAGAGCAUAAUAUUCGGCAAGAACCGGGACACUGAUAUAGCAAUAGCAGGAUCAUCAACACUACUUUCGUCAUCUUCCGGAUUACCAAUAAUACCUCCAUCACCAUUAUUUUCAUUUGCUACACCACCUCACUCGGAUGGUGGAGAUGAUGAAUUCGAUGCAGAUGAAGACGAUGGGAAUAAUGAGAGCAGUCACACAGAUUGGUUGGACAAUGCCAAUAACAAGAAAAAACGAAAAGCUCUUCAAACGGUAGGCGGGAAUUCGAUAGUUAGUGGAGGUGGCGGUGGUGUGAUCAAGAGUUCUGCCUCGAAAGAACGGGUGAGCCCUUUGCGAAGGGUUACAAAUCGUUCUUCGUCACAGCGUAUCAGUAAUCUGAGUAAAUUAGUGGCACAUAAUAAUGCAUUGUCGUUGGAAGGCUCUUCUAAUAGUAAAAAGAACUCUGCUGGUUCCAAUAGUACAGGUAAUAGUAAAAAUGAAUUAAGUAAUGUUAGACCACCGGAAAAAAGGAACUUUGAUUUCUCAUUUACAGCCCCAGCGGCAGCUAGUGUUAAUGCAGCGAGCGCGAAAAGAUUAGCAGCUGUGUCUCCGCUACAGCCGAUGAAUACAAAAAAUGAUCCUUUCGCCGCUUCGAUGUUUCUCAACAAUAGUAGCAAUACAUCGACGAAAAGAGCAGCACCUUCUUCUGCACUAUUCAAACCAGAUGGGGGACUGAAUAGUAACCAUCAUCACUUACACCCGCAUGGCAUGUCAUCUACAAAAUCAUCAUCACAUUCAUCACAACCACCACCGCCUAUUGCACCAAAACGGCCCCCGAAUGCCCCGCGUAAAAAGAGCAAAAAGAAAUCUUCGUCAUCAACAUCGAUAGGAAUGGGACCACAUCAGCAGCAACAUGAUGACACAUCAUCGACAGGCUCGUUUGAGGUGCAGCAAAUGAAUAAUGCCAAUAAUCAUCAAUCUUCAAUGGGAGGCAGACGAAAAGUCCGAUUUCAGGAGAAAAAUGGAGAUUGGAUUUGCAUAUUCUGUGAAUAUCGACUCUAUUAUGGUGAUGGUGGUCGUCGAAGUAGGCGAAGAACAAAGACAUCUCAUCAUGCUGGUGGACAAGGUAAAAGCGGAGCUGAUCGAGCUUUUGCAAGUUAA
This is a messenger RNA of Ambispora leptoticha, 2027 nucleotides long. The record is from the annotation of a GenBank genome assembly. NCBI's taxonomy places the organism in Eukaryota, Fungi, Glomeromycota, Glomeromycetes, Archaeosporales, Ambisporaceae.